UAACCUAACCAUCCAUCUUUUCUCCUAAACUCAAUUACAACUCACUCAUUCCUUGUACCACACAAACACACUCUAAGUUUGAGAAGGAGAAGGAUCAGUGAACACGGUGUUAUUUAUGUGUUUCCAAUCAGGUUGUCCUUGUCGGUGAGCUUUAUCCCCACACAUUUGCUAAAAUCAAUCAAAUUAUUGAACAACCACUAUUAUCAUAUCAUAUAUAUUCCCUAAUCAUGCUGUUGCUGUUGCCGCAUUCAAUUCAAUUCCAACCAUUUAAUUAUAUAUAUGUUCAUGUAAUGUAAAGAUUAUUAUUAUUACCACAGAAACCUACAAACUCCUCACCAUCAUUGCUCAUGACUCUAUUCGGUGGCAUUAGCUGUAGUUUACUCCAACUUCCAACUCUUUUUCUAUAAACUCCCCACCACUCUCUCUCUCUCUCUCUCUCCUUCCUCUUAUUACAUCUGCCCACACCCCCAACUCCGUUGGAAUAACCCUAUCUAUACAUCCACUUCGCUCUAUCCCCGCUUUCUUGAGUUUAGCAUCAUGCUGCAGCUCCGCCUGGUCGCCGCCGCAGCUGCGGUGCUCUUAUCGCUUUCCCUUCUCAUACUUCCAUCUACCACCUAUGCCCACAACAUUACCCGCAUUCUCGACAAGUACCCCGACUUCUCCACCUUUAACCACUAUUUGACUCUCACCCAGCUGGCUCCUGAGAUCAACCGACGAGAAACAAUCACCGUUUGUGCGGUGGACAAUGCCCGAAUGUCGGAUCUGCUCUCCAAGCACCUCAACAUAGGCGCCAUCAAGAAUGUUCUCUCGCUUCACGUGCUCCUCGACUACUUCGACUCCAAAAAGCUACACCAGAUCACGGACGGCACCGCCCUUGCCGCCACCAUGUUCCAGGCCACCGGCUCAGCCCCCGGCUCCGCUGGCUUUGUCAAUAUCACUGAUCUGAAGGGCGGGAAGGUCGGUUUUGCCCCCCAGGACAAUGGCGGCGUUGUUUCUGCCACUUUCGUCAAGCCCGUCGAAGCUAUCCCCUACAACAUCUCCGUCAUCCAGAUCUCCUCGAUCUUGCCUUCUCCUGAAGCCGAGGCCCCGGCGCCAGGACCGAGCCAGACGAACAUCACUGCACUCAUGUCGGCUCACGGCUGCAAAGUGUUCGCCGAGACGCUGUUGGCUAAUCCAGCCGAACAGACAUUCGAGGACAACGUCGAGAGCGGAUUAACUAUUUUCUGCCCCGGAGACGACGCUAUGAAGAGCUUCAUGCCCAAAUACAAGAACCUAACUGCAGCAGGCAAACAGUCUUUACUGGAGUACCACGGAAUUCCGGUUUACCAAUCGUUAGCAGGACUAAAAUCGAGCAACGGCCUGACGAACACUUUAGCCACCGACGGCGCCAGUAAGUUCGACUUCACGGUACAGAAUGACGGCACCGAUGUGACAAUCAUAACGAAAAUUGUGACCGCAAAAAUCAUGAAUACCUUGGUCGAUGAACAGCCAUUGGCUAUCUACGAACUGAACAAGGUUCUAAUGCCGAAAGAGUUGUUCAAGGCAGCCCUCUCUCCUACUCCAGCUCCAGCUCCGGCUCCCGAAGCAGACGCAGAGUCGCCGAAGCCAUCAAAGAAGAAGCACAAGUCGCCGCCUGCACCGGCUGCUCCGUCGGACUCUCCAGCGGACGCUCCCGACGGAGAUGUGGCGGAUCAGACCACGGAUAGUAACGGCGCAGUUAGGUUUGAGGGUGGAAGGUUUGUGGGCGUAAUUUUGAGUCUCUGGUUCGCAUUUCUACAGCUGUAAGUUGAGUAUAUUGUAAUUUCAAUUUUUGAGGGGUUUGUUUCCAUUUUCGAUUUAUUUUUCAUUUCCACUUUCAUUUUAUUGUGAAAUGAAUUAAGUCCCGUUUGGGUAUUUGUUUGAUUUGUUAAAUAAAUUGUAUUAGAGUGGUAGCGGUAGCAGACUCUUGUUUUUUUCUUUUUUAAUCUUGAUUUAAUUAAAUAAAAGGCCUCGGCCGAGUUUAUAGAUUUGUAUCUCUGUAUUAGACAGCGAGGAAAGGACACCCACCUUUGUUUCAU
Messenger RNA from Sesamum indicum (sesame), 2057 nucleotides. The record is from RefSeq and is a predicted model, not a curated record. Lineage: Eukaryota; Viridiplantae; Streptophyta; Magnoliopsida; Lamiales; Pedaliaceae.